CGCAAUUGAGUGAGAAAGGCAGCGCGAGAGCGGUGCGGGCGGCAACAGGAGGAGCUUACAAAGUCUCCCCCGCGUCGAGACACGCGCCGCGAGCAUUCCGCGCGCGGACUCACGUGUGCCUGCCACGGAAGGCAGCAGACGCACGAGGAAGAGUCAUCUGACCUCAUCCGUGGCAAGGGUCCCUCGUUUUCACCGCUAUUUAACUCGAACGUCUUUUCCUUUUCAAAAACUCGAAUAGAUAUUCAUGUGUUUUUUUUAUUAAUGCUGUUUAGGCACCGUCCUACGCCCGAAGGUUGUCUCGAUUCUGUUCACUCUAACGGGGGGGAAGAAAAAAAAGACGCAACUGACACUUUCACGAACGGCGCUUAUCUCACUCUCUCUCUCUCAGGAGCGUCGAGCCAAGGGUGAACUUUGCCACCAGUCUGAGAAUUCUGUUGUUAUUUUACCGUGUUGUUCUUUUCCUACUCGAAUGUGUUUUUGCUGAACAAUGAAAACGCAAGCAUCCGACUGCCAAGCGAAAGCGUCACUUUGCCACGAAAGAAGUGUUUAAAACGUCGGCGUGGCGUGCGCGUUCCGAGACCACCGCUGGUCGUCGACUCCCCUGCGGUUGUUACCUGGCGGCGCCGGCUCAACCAGUGGAGAUCUGGAUUGCAAUGCAACGAAGACGACACAUAGCAGCGCGUCUCACAUAGAAGGGGGAGGGGGGGAUUCCCCUUCAAAGUUGUCGCUGCAAUUAACAAUAAAGACUGCCAGCGUAUAGAUAAUAAGUACACAUUACAUUUAUAAUAGAAGGAAUAUUUAUAUAUAACAAUAACAAUCGUACUAUACACACACACACAAGGGGAAGACGAAGCAAAGCAUUAACCGUGUUAAUGCACAGUGCAAUAAGCGUGUAAAAAAGGAGGAAGAGGGAUCAUCUCCCUACCGGCUCAUGCGACAAAGGCGAGGAAUCAUGUGGCCGGGCGUGCAAGCGCUGCUGUCGGCACAGGCCUGCUGGCUACUUCUGGGUGCGCUCACGUCGGCCGAAAGGGAUCGCUACGACCAGUGCAAGAGCAUGAUUCACACGGAGGAGGGCCCGGCUUGGGAGUACCACGCGUGCCAGCCCGAGGCGACCGACAUGACCAAGUUUGCCAAGGUGCGCCUCGACCCGCCGGACAUCACGUGCGGGACUCCACCUGACCACUUCUGCACCCUGGAGAACCCAUACCUCUGCAACCUCUGCGACGCGAGCACCCCGCAGCUCUCCCACCCGGCGGAACUCAUGUUCGACUCGGAGCCCGCGCUCGGCUCGCCGAGCUACGGGGGCUACGGCGGCCACGGGGGCCACGGGGGCCACGUCGGCGUCGGGGCCCAGGGAGGCCUCUCCACCUACUGGCAGAGCGUCUCGUGGCACCGCCACCCGGAGCCGCUGCGCGUCAACAUCACGAUGUCGUGGGGCAAGACCAUCGAGCUGACGGACGACGUCGUCAUCACGUUCGAGUCGCGGCGGCCGAGCGCCAUGGUGCUCGAGAAGUCGCUGGACUACGGCCGAACGUGGACGGCUGUGCAGUACUACGCCGACGACUGCUACGAGCUCUUCCGCCGCGAGGCGCGCCGCGCUCUCGACCUCACGCAGGCGUCGGCCACGCAGGUCGUCUGCACCGAGGAGUACUCGCGUAGCUUCGUGGCCAAACAGGACCGCACCGUGCGCUUCGAGGUGCUCAACCGCACGGCGCUCUUCGCCGGCGUCGGCCUGCGCAACGUGGCGUCUCUGUACGCGAGGCUGGACGUGGACAGCGAGCUGCGCAGGUUCUUCACGCUGACGGAUCUGCGCGCGCGCCUCCUGCAGCCCGCCACCGGGGACACCUUCAUCGACAAGGAGAACCUCAAGAAGUACUACUACGCCAUCUCCAACGUGCAGGUUCGCGGCAGGUGCACGUGCAACUUGCACGCCAGGGAGUGCAAAUUUGAAAAGGGUCAGCUGCUCUGCGACUGCGAGCACAACACGACAGGCUCCGACUGCGGCAAGUGCAAGCGCGGAUACCGCGGGCGCCUGUGGAAGGCGGGCACCUACCUCCCGUACCCUAACGGCAUGCCCAACGAGUGCACAGCCAACACCGAUGGGCUUGGUGGCAACUUUGGAGCCGUUCCAAAGUACGAGAGAGUGUGGCCAAGUGCCUCUUCCCUCGAGGCCUCACAUCACAAACAAGCCGCCUCAAAGGCCGAUGCCUUUUUGCCGAGCAUCUCUUCCUCUCUGGAGGAACUAGACACCAAUCCAGAAUGCAGCUGCAAUGGCCAUUCAAACCGCUGCAGUUACAUCGACGUGCUGAACAUCGUGACGUGUGUGAGCUGCAAGGACAACACGCGGGGCCAGCACUGCCAGCUCUGCCGUCCGGGCUUCUACCGCAACUUCUCCGUGGAUUUGGACAAUCCCAACAUGUGCAUCAAAUGCGAGUGCAACAACUUUGGAGCCAUGCACGACCGCUGCAACGACUCGGGGAAGUGCGAGUGCAAAGAGGGGACGUCUGGACUCAAGUGCGACGAGUGCCAGCCGGGCUUCCACUGGAACAGGGGCUGCCACCCCAUCGUGUGCGACGAGUUCCUGCGCUGCGAAAACGGCGGCACCUGCGUCCAGCGGCAGCGCUGCGCGUGCGUCUCCGGCUACGAGGGUGUGCUGUGCGAAAAGUCCCGCUGUACCUCGCCCAACAGCUGCGGCUCGAACUCGGCAGGCCGGCGCCUCCGCGCUCCGGCCCUGCCGAUGCUCGCCGCGUCGUCCUCGUCGCCGCUGCUGCUGCUGCCGCUACUCGUCGCGCUGAUUUCGACGGGUCCCGUUCAGACUCUGGUGCCGACGCGCUGAACGCGCAACGCUUGCCUUUAAAAUCGCGGAAAGCAGCCCAAGUCCAGAGCCCCCCCACCCUGAUGCCCAGACCUCUGCUGCCCAAGCCCCUUGCCCAGCCCCAGCCUUCGUGCUGCUCCACCCAAACGUAUUUGAUGGAAGCCAUCGCCCGUCAGAGUUCAACCGACUUGAAACUCUCCGUGAAGUGUCACCUUUAAUUGAAUCGAGCGCCGAAGAUUUACCCAAGCGAAGUUGUUGAGGUGACGUUCGGACCAGCUGUUUCACAGGGGUGAUAUUUGUGUGGGUUUUUUUUAGUUUUUACAUUAAUUUCUUUUUAUUUUGAGUGUCUAUGCAUGGCCGGGGUUGAUGAUGGAAACCGUGGCUAUAUACUGUUUAAAAUUUUAAUUACAAUUAUCAUAUACUUUACUUUCUGGUAAUAAAAUACGAUAAAAGUAAAAAAAAAUAAAAAGGCAAUACACAAGAACUUAUGCGUAUCGAAUGCUCAUUAGAGUAUUCAACAGAAAAGCGUCUAAUUGUCCAAUAAGCGAUGGUAAAACGAGUGGCCGGCACAUGAACAGCAUAUCAGAAGAUGCACCAGGAUGUCCAGCGAUGGCAUCAAAGGAUAAGCGUCUUCAUCAAAACAAAAACUGGAUGAUGGACACGUACCUGUGUGUGUUUUAUAUUGAAAGGAUGACGAUCAACACAGAGGAUGUAUCAGUGCGUCUACUGCUCAACAAGCCUACCUAGACACGGGGCUUUGAGCCAAGCCUACAGACAGUAGCGAUUGAACAAUGCUGAAUAACAUUGAAAGGAUUCUACCAAAACGACAGACCUCUUAUCCAGCAUUAUUGUACGCCUGGGGUUGAUUAUAAUCAAAGUGGGUUGAAUUUUCUUUUCGUUUUUUUUUUUUUUGGGGUGGGGGGUUUCUCGCUGUCGUACAUUGAGUGCCGCAGGAGUCGCUUGCAAGGGGUUGGGCCACCGCGUUGAAGAAUCGCGUCGGAAAUGUGCGCAGAAAGAUUUGUAAGCGAUGACCAGGACAACAACGAAGUUAUAACGCGUCAGGGCAAUCCCUUACUGUGGGUCCUCCUCCUCCACCACCACCACCACUACCCCAACCAACCCCUGGCACCAACCACCCCGCUCUACGCACGCCGCUGCAAUACCACGGAAGGAGGGAAUCUGUGGCACGACGAGAGACACGAGGAUGGCAAGAACGUUCGCCCGGCGUGAAGCUGUCACAAAGGCCCCGUCGCAAAGUGGUCGCAGUGGGGGGCACGGUGGAAACAAAACUUUGGGGGGGGGUGGGGGGGUGGGAAAACCGCGGAAGACUGCUGCUGUGAGUGGUUGGGAGGUCAGAGAAAAACUGUGUUUUGCUUUUUGCUUCGUGCGCGUGGCAAUGUUCCACGAGCUGCUCCAUGACGGAUGCCAAGAAAAGUUAAUAAAUAUUGCGUUAAAUGAAAUGUCUUGGUGUGAACGUGCACAAGGGACCUCGGGCUUUUCACACUAAUUAUGUUCGACUAUUAUCGGCUCCGUGGGAAAAAAAAAGAUGGCACGCACUCCCAGAUGUAAUCUUGGGAGUCUGUCGAUACAAAUGAAGUUGUUGAAGCUAAUUAAAAACAGCCGUGUUGGAAUUCGUUGGUCCUUGUUAGUACCAGUUUGAAGAGAGUACAGUAUUUGUUUGCUACAAGUCUCGCGCCAUUAAACAUGAUUAUAGCGCGAGUGUUUGGUGACGCUAUAUGAAACGUGAUGAAGUAACAAAUCAAUGUCUAUAUGAAUGUAAAAUGCGGAUUGGUUGAGUGUCCUGUGUGAUGUGUAUACAACCACAAUGCCACACAUGCUACCGGGUUGUUGCGGAAGGGAAUAAAAUCUGUAAAAUUACGGGAGAAAAAAAAACCCAUCGUAACGGAAUAAUAGGUGCAAGCUGCGGGGAGAAAAAAAACAAAGAGUUUCAAACAACACGCGGAAAAAAUGUGUUAAAAACCACUCCGCCUCUGUGCAUUAUGCAAAAGCCAUCGGCGUUUUCUAGAAACAGUGCAUUGUGGUCCUCUCUUGGUCACAUUCGCUCAAAUGUAAUUGUUGUUGACCAAAGACAAGAUGAGACCACAAUGCACUACUUCAGGAAUGGCUGAUGGAUUUUGCAUAAUGCACAGAGGCGGUGUGCUUUUUACAUACUGCUUGCGUUUUGUUUGAAACUCAUGACAUUAAACAAGAUCACUCUUUAAUCUUGAACAUGAAGAUGUUUUCUUGGCGUGUUCAUUCUGGGAAAUUGGUCCUGCAGUAUUGUAGUGGACACUCAAUGCAGUAUACAGUAUUUAAAGCAUUCGUGACAAUAGUUUCAAGAAGAAUAAAAAAAAGCUGUCUCCCAUUAUAUUUUUAUAAUCAUUUCAUCGCACAAAACCACGCCCAAAUUCCCAUGAAUGUAUUUGCUCUGCUUUUGUUUCUCAUGUUACUCCUCUUGGGCAAUUGAAACAAAUUAAAGAAUGUCUUACUCAAGAGGAAGGAUGCACAGUUGUCCCUGCUACAUUGCGGCUGUUGAGUCGCCAACCGUUCUUGCCCCGUCUCUUGCAGAGUCUCACCGUAUCCAUAAAACCCACUCGAUGCGCAUACCAUUACAGGAUUCUGAACUCGAGAUGAUCAGACCGAUUUGAGAAGAAGAUGUUGAGAAUAAAACGUUUGCACAGGUUUACUCACCAACUUGUUUUAUGCUCGUAAACACUGUGACCCUGAGCAUCAAUGCGCUUCGUCCACGACUUUACGUUCUUGCUCCAUACUAUCUGUACUCUAUUGUGACAGUAGGUGAAGUAUGAUUAAACAUCACCCAUGCCUAACAUGGUUUGGGAGGCCGUCAUCCAGCAGUGGAUUGGCAUAGGCUGACAUUUCUAAUGAUUAUUGGGUCCAUAUAACAUUAGGUUGCUAUUAAUUUGCCAUUAAUUUUUACAUUUCUCAUUCCCAAAACAUUUGUGCAUCCAAUAAUAUACUAAAGAUAAUGCGUUAUGCUGCAGAUGAAAUGCCAAUACAAGAUCAAGUCAUACUUUCCUCAACACUUAUUGUCCUAUGGCCCUGCAAUAUGAAUGUGAAAUUUCUACGACUGACUCAGGGCUGCCAAUGGAGAAGAGGACGACCCAGUGUACAUCUGUGAAAAAGAGCGUUAUUGCUCAUCGGAUUUCUCCAGUAUAAUUAAAUAUUAUGAUUUGAUUUCGGAGAUAUUGCGACGUGAAUUUGGGUAAUAAUUUUCCUCCUAAAAAUCACAAAUAAAUUCACAAACACAGAUCAUGCAUAGAAAUACUCUAAUAAUAUGUGGGGGUAUUUUUGAGUCGCUGUCAAAGGUUACAUUUUUAAAUCCUUUAUAUUAAGUUCGCUUGCUUGCUUGCGUGCUUGCUUGCUUGCUUACGACCGUGCAAAUCUUUCGGUCGUUUUUUAACCCACUUCCCGUGAUCCAAUCGAGCUGACAUUUUCCACACAGACUCGUUGUGCCAGACAAUGUUCGUGAAAAAAAAUUCCCAAAAUGUUACACUUUUUAGGCAAAAAAAAAUAUUUUACAUAUAUUCAAAUAGAACUCAUUCUUGGCUUUGGCUGAACGUCACAGUAUAAGAGCCCAGAGCGUAACCCCUCCACAGGCCGUGGCGGAGUAGCGCAGUUGGUAACGCCCUCGCUUCCCAUGCCAAAGAUCGCGGGAUCGAUCCCCGCGUCCUCCACAGGCGAAUACAUUUUUAAAUCCUUUAUAUUAAGUUCGCUGCCACGCAUAUAAAGGAUUUAUAGUGAAACACUUUGUUUUUACGGGUUAUACUUAUUUGUAUUUUUAGCAUGGAAGGUUUGACGACAAACAUCCCGUAACAUCUGGUCUGGGUGUAGAAUUCAGCACAAGCUCACAGCACGACAUGUAGCGCCGCUCAGCCCAAGUCAAGAGGCCAAGUCAAGGGAAGCUGCGAACUCAGUCUGGGGUUUUUCGAGUCUCAGAUGAUGCAUGCAGGUGGAUCGAUUACUGAUUGGGACACCAAGGCAGCGUACGAUAACCAAGGCUAUGAGUUGGGUCACGGUGGUUUACAGAAGUCACGGGUGUCACAGAUAUUAUAAACUUGAAUAACGUGCUUAAAUUUUUUGGAUAUGACAAUGGAAAGACAUUCGAUUAGGUGUUAAUUUUACUUGUUUCUUUUUUAACGCCAUAGAUUUUCUGCUGAAAACACCACAGGUCGUUAUUUACAGCGCAUGACGUGAGGCAGCCAGGAGACCCCCCCACCUCUCCGAGCCCUGUCCAUAUGCAAAACGGAUCCCCAUAUUUCUGAAUUUUUAAUCGAUUCUUUCCAAAUUGAUUCGAAAUGCCACAAAAAUGUAUAUAAUUAAAAUUAGCCGGUUUAAAACAUUUUUUUAUCUUAAAAUGGUGAUUUUAACAUAUAUUUUGUUUUACAAACUUUUUGGAAAUGACUUUCUGGGUGAAGCAAUGGCCCACCUUCAUUCCGUGACCUUUCCAUAGAUUCGUUUAUUUUUAUUUUCCCACAAUCCGGCCCUUGAUAUUUGCUAAGAAUUACCGUGAUAAUUCAUUGAGUGUGCUUGUCACUCAGAGGACCGGUUUUGCUGGGAUGCUGCAUAGACUCCCUGCGCCCACACCAAUUAAGUCAAUGCCAUUGCUUUUCAUUUCGUGUGUUUAGUUCAGCCAGGCUCAGGCUUCACCCGAGACUAGGAUAAGAAAGGCAGCGUUUGUGACCUUCUCAACCUGCAGCCACCUGCUACCAACACAGCUACGGCUAGUUACUCCAAUGAUGUCGGGGUACAAAACAAUUGCUGACUCCAUUAUUUGUGAAGUUCUUUGGGUAUAUGUAUACUUCACUUAUCCACAAAGUUUUAUUGCGGAUAAUCGGACGAAUUGGCCGAUGAUCUCCACUCAUCCGUGGAGAGAAGUGCGGUUCACAGACAAACCUUUGAGAAAAGCAGGACAGGGAACCUGUGGAUAAUUUGCAGAUGGUGAGAAACACAGUCGCGGGCAUAAUGGAAUAUUUUGCAGACCCUACAGCUCCCACGGAUAACAGGCAUUGUUCACAGACGAGGCAUUCUACCGUCGUACAAUACACUUCUCAACACACCACAAGCCUUGCCUGUCGCCUGCACGCACUGCACCCAAAUGCUCUUUUAAAAGUUAGUCGCACAAAAAUAUCGGGACUUGUUUAAAUUCACCGGACUGGCUCUGAACAGGCCUGGUAGCAUUUAAAAAGCCUCCCCGUGGUAGUUUUGCCCACAGAGGAGCAAAUCAGAACGGUGUUUAUCAUCCCUUCUCGAGGGUCAGGUUGGAAACCAUUGAAUAUGCUGGUUUUGAAGGGUCACAUUGCUGCUGACUUACCUUAAUUUAUUUUUAUAGACCACCUUUACACAAAGCGCUUUGCACAGCUUAGAAACACGGCGACAAAAUAGAACGGUUCAGAUGGCAAGGGCGUGCAAGUGAU
Molecule: messenger RNA, 8250 nt
Organism: Lethenteron reissneri (Far Eastern brook lamprey)
Lineage: Eukaryota; Metazoa; Chordata; Hyperoartia; Petromyzontiformes; Petromyzontidae
Product: netrin-G2-like
Biological process (GO): tissue development; axonogenesis; animal organ morphogenesis
Source: RefSeq, a predicted model, not a curated record